AUGUCGUCGUCGUCGAAGAAGAUCACCUUCAAGAGCUCGGAUGACGAGUCGUUCAAGGUCGAGGAGGCGAUGGCACUGGAGUCGCAGACCAUCAAGCACAUGAUCGAGGAUGAUUGCGUCGACAACAGCAUGUCGACGCCACCAAGCCCGAUGAGAAGAUCUCCGAGGACGAUCUCAAGGGCUGGGAUCAAACUUUGGUUUGAUUCUAGGGGACUAGUGCUGCAACAUCCGUCGCCACUGCACGAAGCGACUGCUGAAAACCACGACGAGGAAACUCGGCAAGAAGAUGAUUGCGACAAGGAUGUCUGGGAAGAAGGUGGUGGUCCGGUUCCUAACGAUCCAGAGAGUUGA
Messenger RNA from Pyrus x bretschneideri (Chinese white pear), 351 nucleotides. Its product is annotated as SKP1-like protein 16. NCBI's taxonomy places the organism in Eukaryota, Viridiplantae, Streptophyta, Magnoliopsida, Rosales, Rosaceae. The transcript is spliced from 2 exons. Gene Ontology annotation, biological process: ubiquitin-dependent protein catabolic process. The record is from RefSeq and is a predicted model, not a curated record. The coding region runs from base 1 to 351 and encodes 116 amino acids.